AUGUACUGGAAAACCCUGUCCUUCCUUUUUGCCCUUGAGGAAAUUAACCAGAAUCCCCAAAUCUUACCCAACAUAACCCUGGGCUACAAUAUUCAUGACAGCUAUUCUACUGCGAAGGUGACUUCAGAGGCUUUGCUGGACCUGCUUUCAAAGGGAGAGGCAGAUAUUCCAAAUUAUAACUGUGGAAAAUGGAGGAACACGCUGGCGGUCCUUGAAGGAACUGAUUCAGAUAUGUCCAUUCAGAUAUCAACCAUGCUGAACACCUUCAAGAUCCCACAGGUCAGUUACACUUUUGCUUCCCAGGUUUUGAGUGACAGAAAACGAUCCCCCUUUUUUUACUCAACCUUCCCCAAAGAAGCACACGAGUACCCGGGGAUUGUCAAAAUACUCCAACAUUUCGGCUGGACCUUGAUUGGACUCCUUGCUGCAGAUACUGAAAAUGGAGAGAAAUUCACGAGGCUCUUUACGCCCGCCACAGAGAUUGUCCUGCAAUGCAAUGAAGGCUCUGUUGUCAUGUUCUACACUGCUCUCUGCUACAUGGGCUUCCUUGCAGCCAUCUGCUUUACAGUAGCUUUCCUGGCCCGGAGACUUCCCGGGGCCUUCAAUGAAGCCAAGCUGAUAACCUUCAGCAUGCUGGUCUUCUGUAGUGUUUGGAUCUCCUUUGUGCCCACCUACCUCAGCACCAAGGGCAAGUACAUGCUUCAUCCUUUCCUGCACAUCUCCCAGUACUACAAUAAUUCCAUGCAGGGAGUAUAUUUGGAUGAAAAAGGAGAGCUAGCAGCUGACUUUGACAUCAUGUACUGGGUGAAGUUUCCCAAUCGGACCAUUACAGAAAUGAACAUUGGGAGCCUGGAAAGAGAGGGAAGGUCAGAAGACAAAUUCAAGCUCACAAUGGACCAGAAUGCAAUCAGAAGAGCCAUGCAGGUCAAUGAGCUCUGCUACUCUUUUGUUACACAUAUUUGGAGCGAUAAAACACGGUUCCCCUUUUUCUACACCAUGGUCCCCAAAGAAGGGAUCCAGUAUUUGGGGAUCCUCAAAUUGCUCCUGCAUUUCCAUUGGACAUCGCUUCAUCCUUUCUUGCUAGAUUCUCAGUUUCAUAACAUGUCCAUGGAUGGAGUAUAUUUGGAUGAAAAUGGUGAACUAGCAGCUGACCUGGACAUCCUGCAUUGGGUGAAGUUUCCUAAUGAUUCUAUUGUCAACGUGAGAUUUGGGAGCAUGGAAAAGCAAGAUUCCUUGGAGCCCCAAUUCACCAUUAAUGAAGAUGCCAUGGUAUGGCUCACAUGGUUCAACCAG
This is a messenger RNA of Thamnophis sirtalis, 1293 nucleotides long. The record is from RefSeq and is a predicted model, not a curated record. NCBI's taxonomy places the organism in Eukaryota, Metazoa, Chordata, Lepidosauria, Squamata, Natricidae.